This is a messenger RNA of Dermacentor albipictus, 1851 nucleotides long. RefSeq lists its product as uncharacterized. The record is from RefSeq and is a predicted model, not a curated record. Lineage: Eukaryota; Metazoa; Arthropoda; Arachnida; Ixodida; Ixodidae.
GAUGAGAGAACACGAGCUACGCGCGAUCGAUCGCGUUUCGCCGUUUUGGCUUGCGUGCAAGAGAGAAACCAGCAACCAAAGCCGCCUACCAAAUGAGUGAACCUCAGCGAGUAGCUUGCUCGCACAGCGGGGCCAUAACCUCGGAUGGCGAGACCUUGUGCACAAAAGAAGGGGACAUCGGCUCCCCGAAUGCGAAGUCCCUGCUGAGCCAGCGAAGGCGUCAUGUGCUGUGUGAAAUAGUGAACGCCCGUCGCUGCAGCGGCAGUGUCAGCGAGAAGACAUUCCUACAAGGCAAAAAACCAGCAGGCUGCACCUGUGAUGGGGUCAAGCUUCGCAAGGAGCUAGCAUCGAGCACCCUCUCCCAGACCAAUCUCAAGGCCCCACCUGCCAAACGGCUUGCCGCCAUUAAAGCAAAAAGUGCACAGAGUCCCGAAGAGGCAAGCAACCUCUCCAUAGAAGCGAUGCCCGCAAAAGCCGACAACUCCGGACUUCCAGACUGCUUGGAGCUUGACCCCAUCAAGGUCUUCUGUGAAACGUCGGAGUUGCGUGAAGCAGUUGCUGACAUGAAGGUCCCAGAGGUGGAGGGGAGUGUGAGUCCCGAAGAGGCAAGCAACCUCUCCAUAGAAGCGAUGCCCGCAAAAGCCGACAACUCCGGACUUCCAGACUGCUUGGAGCUUGACCCCAUCAAGGUCAUCUGUGAAACGUCGGAGUUGCGUGAAGCAGUUGCUGACAUGAAGGUCCCAGAGGUGGAGGGGAGUGUGAGCCACGAGAAGAACAGUGGAGACCUCUCCAUGGAGAUUAUGUACAGCAAGCUCGACAUCUCGGAUGAGGUCUUUGGCCAGUCGGGCGACUCAUCACUGGAUCUGACAAAUGAAGCUGAAGACAACCUGAUGUCAUCCCUCGCGGCGCCCAACCAGGAUCGUCUUGUUGAAGCUUUGCCACAAGUAACGCAGCUUUGUCUGAAGCGACACAGCUCUGCACUGUGUGGUGCCAUCUUCUACAAACUGGGUUGUCCGCUGCUUCGGGCCUUCUUCCACGGCUCAUUUCAACUCUUGCUGAGGGAGAGAGAGAUAAUAGAAAAGGCGGGCACCACUGCGCAGAUGAAUUUGUGGACCCAGAGACCAUGGAAGAGCCUGUGCAAGACCAGCUUCAGUAUUUGCCACUGGACUGACCGAGUGCGGCUGCAGAGCCUCCGACCAUGACUUGGAGUCCAUCUCGGCACCUCGUCUACUCGGCAGUUCCUAAUGUGCCGAGUCUUUAAGACCUGCUGAGUAAAAGUUGGAAGGGGCAGCACAUAAUCUGAACUCCUAAGAUACUGUGUGGCUCCUUCAGUAAAACAAAUCUGGGAGUUCGGCUAUGUGCUGGCCCUGCCCUCACUUCUCUUAACAAAGUGCCUACCGACAAGUCUCUCGCACUACAUUCAGGCUUUCGGAAUACACCACAAUAGGUUGUAAAUAAAGUAUUCCUGUAAACACUUAAGCAUUGUGCAUGGAAACAAGGGCUUCUAGUAUGGAUGAUGUUGUCCAACUCUUUGCCGCCUUUCUCCAGACUCCAGAACUCCGUUGCUCUCCGUGAAGGCAAAAAGAAACCUAGUGUUCCCAGUUUACAUGGUUUGAAACAGAAUUUUCCAGCAGUUGCCGAUUUUUUAUGUAUUGUGUCCAUGUGCUCAAAAAUGUCCCCUGCUUGCAUACAGGAUGAAGUGUGUAAUCCUGCAACUGCUAAGCGAUACUUGGGGCCUUUUACCUCAAUAGUACAGGAAAAGAUAGUUCGCUGUCGCUGCGGCAUGCUGUGGUCAGGAUCACUGUGCUGCCUUUUCAGCCACUUCGAUAUAUUUAUCAAGAGUUUCGCCAU